AAAGUCUGCGCAAGACAAUUGAUUGAACAAUCAGAAAUGCCCGGAUAUUGCAUUCGAAACUGUGUUGUUGGCCAUCGUGUUGAGAGAGAAAAUUAAUGCUAUGCCUGCAAAUUCAGCUGACAACGUUUUUCAUAUUGAGGAGACUAUAAAGUCUUCCCUUAAUUUUAAGGGAACAAUUGAUAGUCAAAUUGCCUCUUCCUCAAAGAAGAUUUUAUUGUCCCAUAUAGGCUUCCAGCCUGCUGGACAACCAUACAGUAUACAGCAAGAGAAUUUGAGAGCAAAGUAUGUUCCACUGAACUCAUUGAAGAAAACUGGAUCUGAUCAUGAACUUCACUUUGAAGCAAACAUGAAUACAAAUGGAAAUAGUGUAACUGAGAGUAGUAGUGGUGAAAGUUUGCCUAGUCCAAAGAUUGUAUUGUAUCCCGAGGAUAAAAUUAAACUACAAUGGAGAAAGGUGCACAAGAUUGGCUCAGGACUGAUCAACAUGGGAAAUACAUGUUUCCUGAAUUCCACCCUUCAGUGUCUGACUUACACUGCACCUCUAGUCAAUUACUGCCUGAGUGGGGAGCACAGCCAGUCAUGCAAACAGCCAGGGUUUUGCAUGAUGUGUGAACUUCAGCGUCACAUUAGAAGAUGCUAUGAGAACUCUGGAUCAAAUAUAAAACCUCAGGCAAUCCUACAGAAAUUGAAAUUGAUAGCAAAACACAUGCACUGGGGUCGACAGGAAGAUGCCCAUGAAUUCCUGAGAUAUGUGGUAGAUUCUAUGCAGAGGUCCACUCUAAAUGGUCAUACAAAGCUAGACAAAUUUAGCAAAGAGACAACAGUAGUUAACCAGAUUUUUGGAGGAUAUCUGAGAAGCCAAGUUCAAUGCUUGCGAUGCAAAGAAAAAUCUAAUACUUAUGACCCAUUUAUGGACAUCAGUCUAGACAUAAAGACAGUGCCAAGUCUUGAAAAGGCAUUUGAAAAGUAUGUACAGCCAGAAAAACUAGAUUGUGACAAUGCAUACAUGUGCAAUAGAUGUAAACAAAAGGUCCCUGCAUUGAAAAGAUUUUCCAUCCACAAAGCUCCCAAUGUUUUAACCAUCUCUCUGAAAAGAUUUGACUACAGUAAAAUGGUACAAGGAAAAAUUGGGAGACAUGUGCACUUUCCAGAAAAGCUGAAUUUGAGGCCUUAUAUGAGUGCAAAACAGGGUGAUCCAAUACUGCUCAAUCUGAAUGCUGUCCUGGUACAUUCUGGCUACACAGCUAACUCAGGACAUUACUACUGCUACGUUAAGUCCUCCAGUGGAAUCUGGUACUGCAUGAAUGAUGCCAAUGUACAACAAGUCAGUGCUAGUCGAGUUUUGGGUGCUGAAGCUUAUGUCCUCUUUUACACCAAAGCACGUAGUGAAUGCAGCACAUCUAAGCCCACACACACCAUAACAAUGGCAAACCAUGUAGACAACAAAAAUAAGUUCAAACCUUUGAAUGGAUUGACAAAGUACCCUAGCACGGACACUGGUGUUCCCAUUGCCAGAAGUACUUCCCUGCCUUCUGUAAUUGGUCCUUUCCUUCACAAGACAGAACCUAGAUACCUAUCAACAGCCACACUAUUGCCAGAGAAAAGGGACAAAAUCAUGUUUGGUCUGAACAAGACACCCACUCAGAGUCCAGAGGAUUCUGAUGGAAAAAGAAUCGUAGUUAAAAUUAAACAUGGAAAAGCUACAGCCUACGAAAAAUCUCCGAAGGGCAAAUCCAAAAUUGUGAAUGGAGACACUGUGAGCUCAAGGCUAGUGCCAUAUGGUGAUGACUCCGAGUCUGAUGAUGAUGAAGCUGUUGUUAACGCAGGGAAAAAAUCACCUCAUGUGAAUGGGAAAAAUUAUAUACAGCAAGACAUGAGAGAAAGUGAAAAACAGAGGAAUGAUCACCGAGUUGUGUUCGAUGAAAAACUGAAUGCCACUACAUCUGUGCCAGGAAAUACUCAUCUGCUGGAAACCACAUUAAAGCAGAAGGGGGAUACGCAUGAAGCUUCCAACAGGAGGAUUGAUGGACUGAAUCUGAUGGUGAAUAAGGCUAAAGAACAAAAGGCAUCAAAGACCUACAGUGAUGAUAACGGCAUUCAGUGCAUGAGUGAUAGUAGUGGAAGAAAAGUAAAGGCUACAUCCAGCUGGCAUGUACUGAGUCAAGACUGUGAUCCUAGUUACUCAGUUGGCUCAAGCUCAAGUCGUGAAAGUGUUAACUCAACAUCUGGCUGGGAUAUCAAAGAGAAAUCGGAGGCUCCCAAUUUCGACAAGGUACCUGAUAGACAGCACCCAGGAUGGAAGAUCUCCAAGGAAAAUGAACCCAAACAGGAGGUUGCUGACAAUUCUUUGUCAGCACAGGUGAAAAAACUCUUUGCAGCAAAGAAAGAAGACAGUCACAGUAACUAUGAAUCUGCUGUUAACCAAUGGAGAGAAAAUUCAAAUUCUUUCUUCCAAAGCAAGAGCGUAGCCAUGUCUGAGAAUCAACCACUCUUGGCAGACAUUGAUAUGGAGGAGAGGGUGUCCAAUAAAAAACGCAAGAAGCAUAAGAAGCAUAAAAAAGAGCAUAAGGAUGUAAAGUAUGAGCAGCUAGUAAAUGAGAGCACCUCUAGUCCUGAAGCCCACAGCAAGAAGCACAAGAAAAAGAAACAUAAGCACAAGAAAGAGCACAAGCAUUCAAAGCACUCUGAUGAUUCAGAGGAGGAAAGGCGCAGCAGGAAACACAAGCGAUCUUACGAUGACUCGGAUGAGGAUUCUGGAAAGGAAAAGAAAAAGCGAUUGGAUGAGGACUCAUAUGUCUGGGUGGAGAAGACAAAGGAUACAAUCAGGCAGACCAAAUCAGACAGUAGUGUUUUGGUGCAAUCCUGGGAUCACCACAUCAAGGAUGGUUUCAAAAAGUCCAAGAGCACUUUUGGUGAUAGCAAAUCUUACAGCACAUGGGAUGGUAGCCGUUCAUCCAAGAUAGCAGAGGAAUUAGAGAAGCAGUCAUCAGCUGUGGGCUAUGGAUCUUCAGUAAACUCCUGGGAAGGUGGCAAGAGUACUUUGGAUACUGAAGUUGAGAGCGAGAAAAAAGAUCGCAAGAGGCUCUGGUCUGAUGAUUAUGACGAAGAGUUGGAUCACGGCAAAACCAAGAAAAUCAAGAAAAACCAUUCUGACUAUAAUGUCCACUCAGGAUAUAAUCCCUUCCAGAAAUACCAAGACCACCGAAACUAUGACAACAAUAGAUUCAAGGGAGGAUUGAAUGGCUCUCACUCAUUUGGUGGACACAAUGCCAAUACUCAUCACCGAGACUACCGUCAUGAGGAUCAUCGUAACUUCCAACACUACAGCCAUUCUUCCAAGCAUGCAUACAAGGCUUAAGAUCGUUGGAUGUGUAGAAGAAGCUGGGGAAAAAUUAUGUGCUUUAUACUAGAGCUGUGUUUUCUUGCUCAUAUCAGGAAUUCAUUUUAUAUUGCUGCUGAGCAGCAAAACUUUCGUAAAGACAGAUGAUUGUUAUCUGAGGAUAAACUUUAAAAAAGGAUGAUAAAUGGGUUUUUUUUCUCUCUCUUUUAUUAUGUAAAGAUUUCAAGUUGGUUAAUUUAUUUCAUUUGUAAAAUUAAUUAAAAGAGAAUUUACUUGAUUUAGUUUGUGGGCUUUCAUUAUUUUAAAGUGAAAUUAGAGCGAGAGCUUGAAUUGCAGAUUUUAUUGUGAGAAAAGAAGGAUAUAGUAUAUGAUUGAUAUUUUACUGUGAUUUACGGAGAAAGUUCAAGUAUCUUUCAAAUUGUGCACACAAUUAUAAUGUGAACAUUUUUUAUACGAUUUUUUUAAAUGAGAUAUUUGCAAGAAGUGACCUGAAGGAAAAAAUUGUGGACUUUAAUUUAAAACUCCAAUUCAGAUAAUCAGGAAUAAAAUGUUUAAGAAAAAUCCUUUUGAUGAAAAAGGUGAUUGAAAAAUAUGCUGGCCUACCAGGCAUUCAAAAAAGAAUGUGAUAAAGGUGUUGAUGUGUAAAAGUUGGUUGAUAUUAAGUGCUUUUUAAUCAUGAAAAUGAUACUGUUGCAGAGUUUAAUGUUACUAUCCUGAUGUCAUAUUUUGUGUUCUUGUAAGUUUCAAUAAACUUAAAUUUUUGUCAAAACUUUGUAUAAGUUUGAUGCUAGUUUUGUUUUUUUAAAAAAAGAAAUCAGGUUGAUCAUUUUGUAAAAUUGUCAUUUUUUCCAUCAUAUCACUUGUAUAUUUGGUGAGUAAAUGUGUGUAGUAUUUAAGUUAGUAAUAGUACUUUACUCUGGGAAAACAUUGCUUCCUUGUUAGGGUGUGCAACAGGUUCGAAAAUUACCAGUGAUACAUAUAGUUGUACUUACCAUUUAUACCUACAUUUUAUGAUUUAAUUCAUUCAAAUCAAGUAAAAGGGAAGCAUGAUAUAUCUCUUGCAUAUCAGAGGAGAAAAUGCCCAGCUUUUAAUGAUUUCAAAUCUAUAAUAAUUAUCACACAUGAAUUUUCAGGGAAUGUGCAAUUGUGAAAUGAAAGUAUCAAGUACUUUUAAAGUUUAAAUGCAUGUAGCAGAGUAGCACUUUAUUGUUUUGUAUGAAUAAUGCUUUAAUACAGUAAUACAAUCUAAUUUUGAGGUAUUUACCUUGUAUUGAAGAGUGAAGUUUUGUAAUAUUUCAAGUUUAAAGAUAUUUUUUCUAGUCUGCUGUAUUUUAGGACAAGGAAUAUAAAUUUGUUCCUGAAUGUCUUGAAUAAGUUACUUUCACUUUGUAAGUUUUUGCUUGCACAUAACUGGGAUAUACAAAUAAGAGAGAAAGUAUGUUCUAUUAGAAAAGUAGAGGAAAACAUUAUUAUGAAUUUUACACUUGUGGUUGGUUGUUUUAAAAAGUUGUUUCCUUUUUACUCAUUGCACAAACCAAUAUCUCAGGCAAAAAUUGAGGAUUUAAAAAAUAUCUUUGUCCAUAGGAAGGUGCUACCACACAUUAUUCUCAAUUCUGAAAGGGGAAAAUUUGUUAUUUGGAUGGUAGAACUGUAGUACCUAUAAUUUGUGCCAUUUUUAUUCAGUUCUCAUUGCAUGAUAGAGAAAUAUUUAUUUCAUUAUUUGUCUAACAGAAAGAAAUACCUGAUUGAUAUAAAAGUAAAUUCAGAUUGUUAAAAAUGAGUGACUUAGUGAAUUUUAAUAUUCUUAAUUGUUGAUACCUAUAAAUUUCAACUAUUAAUCAUUUAUCCAGUAUGCUUGUUUUUGAAAUGAGUAUUUUUAUGAAGUAUUUUGAUGAUGGUUAUGAUGAAUCAAGUGAAAAUUGUAAAUGUAAAGUAAAUGAAGAUUAAAUAUUUUGAUUAUGCACCAAAAUAAACUGGUGUAAAGAUAAAUAUAUAUAUUAAGUUGUAAUGUUUUUGUGAGACUUUGUGUUUAUUUAUACAUUGUAUGCAAGAUGGAAUACAAUUAAAUUGUUACAAUUAUGAA
Molecule: messenger RNA, 5423 nt
Organism: Saccostrea echinata
Lineage: Eukaryota; Metazoa; Mollusca; Bivalvia; Ostreida; Ostreidae
Product: ubiquitin carboxyl-terminal hydrolase 36-like
Exons: 17
Coding region: 101-3358 (1085 amino acids)
Biological process (GO): regulation of apoptotic process; protein deubiquitination
Cellular component (GO): cytosol; nucleus
Molecular function (GO): cysteine-type deubiquitinase activity; cysteine-type endopeptidase activity
Source: RefSeq, a predicted model, not a curated record